UUUACAUCCAGUUAGUCUAUUGCAAUGAUGAAGACUACAAUCGGGGUUUUGGCAAUCGUUGCCUUCUGCUUUGUGUGGCAUGUGUACGCUACAGCAAACUGUACAGCCACUGGACCGGGCCGAUACGUGGAACCCACUGACACGACAUGCAAGAACUAUACACUCUGUGUCUACAUAACUGCGAAUAACACCUAUUUGGCGUACAACUACGUGUGUCCUACCACUUCGUUGUUCAAUCCCAACUUAGCUCGUUGUACCAGCAACUACACCUGUACUACUAAUGCUGGAAAAGUAGAGUGCAAUUUUAUUCACUGUGAAAAAAUGGGGAAACAGAUCAUCAUUGUAGUUUUUAUGUUAAGCGUGUGCGCGUGGCAGGCGCAUGCUGUUGUAAACUGCACAGCUACCGGCGCUGGUCGGCAAGCUGACCCGGCCGACACCACAUGCAAGAACUAUACACUAUGCGUCUACGUCAGCUCCAAUAACAGCUAUGUCUCCUACAACUACGUCUGUCCCACUACCUCCCUCUUCAGCCCCACUCUCGCUCAAUGUACGACGACUUACACCUGCCCAGCAACUACCACCAACACCACGAACACAACAACAUCAGUUUGCACCGCUGACGGCUUCAUCGCAGACCCUAACUCUUCAAACUGCAGCUCCUAUAUUGAAUGCGUCAACAUCAAUGGAUCCUACGUCGAAACGACGUACACUUGUCCAGCUUCAACAUUGUACAACCCAAAUACGACUCUAUGCGAUGCUUCUUACAAUUGCACUACCACAACUCCUUUCACGUGUACAACAGCUGGAAGGUUUGCUAAUACCGCCGAUACAACUUGUCAGACUUAUUUCUACUGUGUGCUCUUGAGUGAUGGAACGUUUACACAGUAUAAUUACACUUGUCCGUCAACUUCGUUGUUUAAUCCGAAUUCGAGGUUGUGUACUGCAUCUUAUACAUGCACUGUACUAUGUGGAGUUGGUUGGGUUCAUGCUGCCGUAGACUGCAGAGCAACUGGAGCUGGUCGUUUUGCGGACUUAGCUGACGAGAAAUGCAAGAACUACACACUGUGUAUCUAUGUCAAGGCUACAGACAGUUACCUCGCCUACAACACAGUAUGCCCCAGCAUAUCUGUGUUCAACCCACUGAUAUCUAAGUGUACUUCUCCAACGAACUACGUCUGCAACAUCACCGUCAGUAUGCCGAGACCUUCGCCUUCCACCAUCUGCACCUCCGACGGCUACAUUGCAGAUCCCGAACCUACGAAUUGUGCUACUUACAUACAAUGUAUCUCCCUCGCAGUAUGGAAUACAUACGCUGCAUCUAUCCAAUCUUCUUCUACUGGCAAUACUGAGACAUCUUCAGACAAAUCAAGUGUAUCAAAUACAACUGGAUACUUAACAAGUGAGGUUUCAGUAACCUCAUCAAAUUCAGAACAAAGUACAAAUACGACUGAUGAAUCGAACACAAACGAUGUAUCUACAAAAUAUUCUGCCAAUUUAACAGAUGUGAGAUUUACUGUAAAUAGAGAUGAAACAGUUAAUACUUCGAAUACUGACAUUGCCUCUGAAGCUAAUACAACAACGAUAUUAUUGACUACCUCUACUUCAGACAGUGGCAAUGCAACAAGAACUGAAGAUACUUUAUCCUCACUAGUGUCUAGUUCCACCAACUCCACAAAUUCUACUUCAGCAUUGGACAUUUCAAACUCGUUAAGAACCACUGAUGAAUUAUAUCAAAAUGUUGUUAAGACAACAGAUGACGGUAUGGAAAAUUCUACAUUAAAUUCUAUAGCAUCAUCGAAUACAACAACUGGGUAUGAUACUUUAAGUCACACAAAUGAAACUGAAACAUUAGAUACGAUAAUUUUAAAUACUCUUAAUAUUACGAAUACUACAAAUGUUAGUGGUUCAUCUAAUUCAACAUUAGUUACAGAUAACUUAAUAUGGGUGACAUCUAAUAUCACUAUUGUGUCAAAUUCUUCGUACGAUACUGAUUCGAAGAAUUAUCAAAGUUCAUUACUUUCAACAGAUACAGAGACUUCAGAUGCUUUAAAUUCUACAACUUCAACAAAUGUAUCAGAUGCAGCUACUUAUAACACAUCCACCAAUAAUAUGGAGUUUACUAACGUUACAUCACUUGGUGAUGCUACGGACACAUUUACGUCAAAUUCUUCAAAUGCUGUGAACUUAAGUACCGAAUUGAAUACCGUCAAUUCAAAAAAUUCGUCGCAAAGUUCAGAUACCACCUAUUUCGAUACUUUGGAUAGUACAAAUUCUACAAACAUUCUGGCAAAUAACAAUGCAUCAACAGUUAUAGACGUUGCAAUUUCGUCGUCAAUAAAUUCUACAAAAUCAAAAAAUUCUUCGUUUGAUGGCGAUAUCACAACUUCAAUAAACUCAUUAAGAACUACAAAUAAUUCAACAUCAGAGAGCGCAAAUGCAACAAGUUCAACAGAUUUUACAGGAUAUUUAAAUGCUCAAAGUACAAAAUCAGUGUCAGAUACCAUUGAAAAUACGAACUCUAAUGAUUCUUCUGAAAGUUCUAGUUCAAAACUAGAAUAUUCUUUAAACUCCUCAUCAGCUUCAAAUAUUGAAAAUUUAGUGAAUUCCACUGUGAGUUCAAGCUCAUCUUCAUCAGACACCUUGAGCCAUUCGAAUUCAUCUAUUGUACUAGAUUCAACUAAUUCCUCCAGUGCAAUAGAUGUUCAAAUUUCAUCUGAAUCCAAUUCUACAACAUCAAAAAAUACGACUGAUGAUAUAAAAAGUUCAAACCUACAAAACACAGUGAAAACGGCAAGCAAUUCUAUAUCAGAUACUGUGAAUAUAACAAGCUCAACUGAUAGUAGUAGCAAAAAUAGCUUACGAGCGACAAGACAAUCCAUAGAUUCUUCGGAAAGUAUAAAUUCAAGUGAUUCUGUUAACAUUUCUAGUAACAAAUCGGAAUAUCUUAUCAAUUCCACAUCUGCUUCAGAAUCUACAAAUUCUGUAAAUGAGACAGAAACUUCUGAUUCCUCAAUAAUAGAGAGUUCAAAUUCUACAAGUUUCUUAAACACUGAAAAUGCCGCAAAUUCUUCGCAUGUCUCUGAUUCUUUAGUUUCGUCGUCAGUAAAUUCUACAAUUUCGGAAGAUUUCACAUCUGACUCCGUUUUUGCAAACACUUCAAAUUCAUCCAAUGUAAAGGCCACAAGAAAAUCAGAAACUGCAAAUUACACAGUUUCAACUGACAACACACACUAUGAUGGUCAUUCCAACCAGACGGUGACUAAAUAUAACACUAAUAAUACGGAGUCAGGUGAUGAAACAGAGUUUUGGCAUACAGAAUCUAUCUAUUCUUUAGAAUCAUCGUCUGUAGAAGAUGAAACAAAUUCGAUAAAUUUAAAUGAAACUUCCGGCACAUCUACACUAAAAAUAGUGAAAACAUCAAGUUCAAAUGACACGGAGGAUGUAACCAAUUCUACCAAUGAAAGUAGUAGUAUAUCAGCCACAUCUAAUAACACUAAUUUAAAACAAUCAACCCUUACAAGAAGGAAUAUGGGUGACAUGUUUGUUUCAAAAAAUAUUACCGAUGUCUUAUCUACAGAUAAAACUACUGCAUUAAAUUCAACAGCAACAUCAAAUUCCUAUAACUCUGAUUAUUCAUCGGUUAGUCAAGAGUCUAUAAGUUCUAUAAGCGAUAGUUCAAAUAUCGUCAACACAAUUGAUAAACUAUCCAACUCAAGCUCCACCCGGACCAGUAGUACGUCAUCAAGUACAUCAGUGCCCAGCAGUUCAGUUUCAAGUAGUCCAGAAGAUGGUUCUGAUUCAUCAAACUCUAAUAGCAGUUCUGUCAACUCUUAUGCAACCAAGAAUACUACUCGCUCAAUGAAGACAAAUGACAUGGAAACAACAUAUUCCACUGAUGACAUCGCUUUCAGGAACGUUACCGAAGUUAUAAAUGAGGAAACUUCAAUAAUCACAAAUAAUCAUACUGACACAACAAGUACGGUUGUUACUACAGAUGCUUCUGAUAAUGUGACAAUAAUAACAAUCAUAACUAAAAAUAUGACUGUUACAAUAGACGAUGAUAUUACAAAUGUUACUGAAAUUAUUGUCGUAACAAACAUAACCAGUACUACAAAUACCACUGAAGACAUAAUUACAAGUGAUAUUACCGAUAUAAUUACUACCAUUAUUUCUACCAACACUACAAUUGUUACUAUUAUUAUUGAUGGUAAUGACACCACGUAUACUACUACGUCAUUACAUAGCACUGAUGUUAUCGAAACAACAGCUGUUGAUGAUACAAAAGAUGACUCAAUAAUUGCUACAUCCAGAAAUAGUUCAGAUAUUACGACUUUAAGAAGGUCAUUGGAUGUUUCAAAUAAAACUAUUACAAGUGAUUCAACAAAUACGACUACUUUAUUAACAGUAACUGGAGAUGAAAUAGACUCUACGAACUCUACUACCGACUCUAAUGACUCAUCCGAAACGAACACAACUUCCAUCUGCACGUCGCAAGGAUUCUUACCUGAUCCAGAUUCUACAAACUGCACGAGUUAUAUUGAAUGCAUACAAAAUGUCAAUGGCGACUUCACUGAGUCAGUGAAUACGUGUCCCGAUAGCUCUUAUUACAAUCCUAAUACGACCUUAUGUGAUUUUGAUUACCAAUGUCCAGAUUCGACGGACAGUACCAAUUCUUCCGAAUCUAAUAAUUCAAGUGGGGAAUCGAAUUCAACCGACACUUCAAUUUCAACUUUUAUCUGCACGACUCAAGGGUAUUUUGCUGAUCCCGACUCUAAUAACUGUACGAGAUACUUUGAAUGCAUUCAGAAUACUGAUGGUACCUAUACUGAAACUGGUUCUGCAUGUCCUGAUGAUUCUUAUUAUAAUCCCAAUACGACUUUAUGUGAUUUUGAUUAUCAAUGUCCAGAUUCGACGGACAGUAACAAUUCUUCCGAAUCAAAUGAUUCAAGUGGGGAAUCGAAUUCAACCGACACUUCAAAUUCAACUUUUAUCUGCACCACUGAAGGGUAUUUUGCUGAUCCAAACUCUAAAAACUGCACGAGAUACUUUGAAUGCAUUCAAAAUAGUGAUGGUACCUAUACUGAGACUGCGUCUACAUGUCCUGAUGAUUCUUAUUACAAUUCCAUAACAACGUUUUGCGAUUUUGAGUAUGAAUGUCCAGAAUCUACGGACAGUACCAAUUCUUCUGAUACUUCUGAUUCAAGUGAUGAAUCUAAUUCAACCGAUACUUCAAACCCCACUUCUGUCUGCACGACUCAAGGAUUCGUAACAGAUCCAGACUCUAAAAAUUGUACGAGCUACAUCGAAUGUAUUGAAAAUGAGGAUGGCAGUUACACGCAGACAGUGUACCCAUGCCCGGAUAACUCUUAUUACAAUCCCGAUACGACUCUUUGCGAUUUCGAUUACAAGUGUCCGACAGAUUCAUCGAAUUCUUCAUCUAGUUCGUCCGGUAACUUUACAUGUACAUCAACUGGACGGUUUUCAAAUAGCGAUGACACUACUUGCCAAUCAUAUUUCAGUUGUGUGUUAUUGGCUAAUGGGACCUUCGUUUUAAAUGAAUACAACUGUCCGAAUUCUUCAUCGUUCGACCCGAGUAAACAAUAUUGUACAGCGGCGUACACGUGCGGUUCCUAGGUAUAAAAUUAAUUAUUAUUUAAUUUAUGUAUUUCUAUGUUAUUCAAACGACUUAAUAAAUGAAAACAAUUGAUGUAAUUUUAUUUGGUACACAAACCUACAACAUAAAACAUGAUAAUAUAUUAAAUUUAAAUUGGUUACAUAUUAGAAUGUUAAAUAAUAUAAUUAUAAUGUUAGUGCAACCCAUUUUUAGAAGACUUUAUAAAAUCUUUUCAAAUAUGAAACCUUUAGAUAGAACUAUAAUAAAUGAAUAGGUUGGAAGACUGAAGUCAAUUUCAUUGUCUUCAGUUGUAAACAUUUCAUAAUCACAAACACUUAAAAUAACUACUUCUCACUUAGAUUCACAGCAAUCCAGCAAUUUAUAAAGCUCGUAUAUUAGACCGAGCAAGAUUUGCUUUCAUGCAUGCACCAUCAAAGCAGACUUUGUAAAAUAUUAUUUUAAUAUGUUGCAUGCAUCAUAACAUGUUGUCACAUGCUUGUGGUACAAGUGUCGCCUUGUUACGUUUAAAAUGUUUCCAAGACAAAUCUCUCGCAAAACUAUGGAA
Messenger RNA from Spodoptera litura, 6179 nucleotides. RefSeq lists its product as uncharacterized. The record is from RefSeq and is a predicted model, not a curated record. Lineage: Eukaryota; Metazoa; Arthropoda; Insecta; Lepidoptera; Noctuidae. Gene Ontology annotation, molecular function: chitin binding. Gene Ontology annotation, cellular component: extracellular region.